AUGCCUAAAUGCACAAAGGAAUUAACGCGCCGUGAGAAAAAAGGUCUAAUCGACUUAAAAAAAUUUUCGGAAACACGGAGCGAUUACCCGAUGAUUCUGUUUAUUGCGCGAAUUCUUUAUCGUAUUCAACUACGAUGUUUUUUCCAAAAUCUAAUAACAGCUUUGGAUAUUACAAAAAUCCUAAAUAUCGAGCUCAACAGAUUGCAUAGACGUCAAAUAUCUAUUCCGAACUUAAUCGAACAAUUGGAGAAUACUCAAGCACCGCUUGACACUAUACGCAAUUUACUAACGGAUAGUAGUGGUCCGCGCAAGCACAAAGGGGAAAAAACGGAUAUUCGUCGGAUUUAUAAGAAUCUGAUCACUUUAACGGACGAUUUAAAAAAAGCGAUGGCACACAAUAGUCAAACCAACGCCAAAGAAUCAACCAAACACGAUUUCAAACAUAUAAAUUUUGCCCCUACCGAUUCUCUUAUCUCUGAAAAUGACGAUGAUGAAACAACGACUAUCGAGCCACCACUUCCCAUCGUUUGGCUUCCAACUUUAACAAACAAAGAGAAAGUAACUCAACGUAAAGUGUCUGCCUUUAGUCUGCGUAAGCGAACUGGCUUCAACACUUCAACCAAAUAUCGGCAUAGACUAUUGAGAAUGCCACACGUGCAAGCCAUUAGUAAAACAAGUUGCGUAACUAGUAAUAUCAAAAAUCACUUUCUAAAUAUUGGACAAAAAAAUUCGGCAGCUGUUACAAAAAUUUGCAUGCCGUCCGAGUCAAUUAUUAUAGACAUAGAAAAUUAUCAAUAUACCUCAUCUUCACGUUCACGUCCAACACGUGAAGACAACGAAAAGCAAGGCAAAAAUCUAAUGUCUCUUCAAAAUUUGGAUAAUCCGAUUUCAUCUGAACCAUUUAACAAAAGUAACAAUAAUUCAGACUUGGUGAAACGUCUCCCUUCGCUAAAUUACUUUUUAAAUUCUAUAUCUGAAUUUGCAAGUGAAAAUUGUUCCUGCAAGAAGAGACUUACAUUUGAUUUCCGUCAUUUAUGCCGCUGUAUUACAUCUUUAAAGACUAAUGCGCAUUAA
Ambispora leptoticha is the source of this 1074-nucleotide messenger RNA. The record is from the annotation of a GenBank genome assembly. NCBI's taxonomy places the organism in Eukaryota, Fungi, Glomeromycota, Glomeromycetes, Archaeosporales, Ambisporaceae.